Triticum turgidum subsp. durum (durum wheat) is the source of this 1563-nucleotide messenger RNA. The record is from the annotation of a GenBank genome assembly. NCBI's taxonomy places the organism in Eukaryota, Viridiplantae, Streptophyta, Magnoliopsida, Poales, Poaceae.
AUGGGCAACAAAACCUGGAGCCAGGGCAUGAGCUUGCCAUUGCCACUUCUCGCUGUCCUCAUGGUCAUUGCCGUGGUGGUGAGCGCCGGCGACGAGGUUGCGCUACUCGCUUUCAGAGCCAAGGUCGGUGACGGUGGUUCCCUUGCCUCCUGGAACAGCAGCGCCGACUUCUGCAGCUGGGAGGGCGUGACGUGCAGGCACGGGAGGCCCGCGCGGGUGGUGGAGCUGAGCUUGCCUGCCAUGGCCCUCACCGGAGCACUAUCCCCAGCCGUCGGGAACCUCACGUUCCUGCAGAAGCUCGACCUGAGCUCCAACGGGCUCCACGGGGAGAUUCCGGGGAGCCCCAGGCACUUACGCCACCUGCAGCACCUCGAUCUCUCUGAUAACCAGCUUGUGGGCUCGAUCUCACCGGAGCUCGGCAGCAUCCAGAGCAUGCAGAUACUCGGACUGUCCAGUAACAACCUCUCUGGUAUGCUUCCACUCGCUCUCUACAACUUAUCGUCACUGAAAAUAUUUGGGGUGGGAAGCAAUAUGUUGUACGGAAGCAUUCCAGCUGAUAUCGGCAACAAGUUGCCCACCAUGCAAGUUCUCGUUUUGGGUCCUAACCAGUUCACUGGAACCAUCCCUUCAUCAUUAUCCAAUCUAUCUGACCUCAUGAUGCUCAGCCUCAAUUAUAAUGGAUUUAGCGGGUAUGUGCCUCCCACUUUGGGGAGGCUCGGAGCUCUCCAAGAUCUGUACUUGACUGAAAAUAGGCUUGAGGCGAAUGACGAGGAGGGUUGGGAAUUCAUCACUUCUUUAGAAAACUGUAGCCAACUGCGACGUUUGAUACUCAGCAGCAACCCUUUCGGGGGACAACUACCAGGUUCAAUUGUGAACCUCUCAACUACUCUCCAGAACUUACGCUUAGAUGACACUAAGAUAUCUGGGAGUAUCCCUGCAGACAUCGGCAAUCUAGCUGGUCUGGAGGUACUAUUGAUAGUGAAUACUUCUAUGUCAGGAGUGAUCCCAGAGAGCAUUGGAAAGCUAAAAAACUUGAUUGACCUUGGCCUGUAUAGCAGUGGCUUGAGAGGCCUCAUACCACCAUCUGUAGGAAAUCUCACAAUGUUAACUAGGUUGCUUGCAUACUACAACAACCUGGAAGGACCAAUACCAGAAAGUCUCGGGAAACUGAAGAACCUAUUCCUUCUAGAUUUGUCCACAAAUUACCAACUGAAUGGUUCGAUACCCGUGGAAAUUUUUCAGCUGCCUUCACUUUCAUGGUACUUGAAUUUAUCAUACAAUUCUCUUUCUGGACCCCUCCCACCAGAAGCUGGUACCAUGACUAACCUCAACGAACUGAUCCUGUCAGGAAACCAGUUGACUGGCCAAAUACCUAGCAGUUUAGGAAAUUGCAUAGUUCUACAAAAGCUCUUAUUGGAUAAGAAUUUAUUUGAAGGAAGCAUACCCCAAUCUCUGGAAAAUAUAAAAGGGCUCAAUAUAUUGAAUCUUACCAUGAAUAAUUUGUCUGGUACGAUAUCCCUGACGCCAUUGGCAGCAUUCGAGCCCUACACGAACUGUACCUAG